Molecule: messenger RNA, 495 nt
Organism: Ceratotherium simum simum (southern white rhinoceros)
Lineage: Eukaryota; Metazoa; Chordata; Mammalia; Perissodactyla; Rhinocerotidae
Gene: CXCL8
Product: C-X-C motif chemokine ligand 8
Biological process (GO): immune response; chemotaxis; defense response
Cellular component (GO): extracellular region
Molecular function (GO): chemokine activity
Source: RefSeq, a predicted model, not a curated record
GUCCAACACAAGUCCUCAGGGACAGCAGAGACGCAAGCGUCUAGGACAAGAGCCAGUAAGAAACCACCGGAAAGACAGCACCUCGUGUAAACAUGACUUCCAAGCUGGCUGUGGCUUUCUUGGCAGUCUUCCUGCUUUCUGGAGCUCUGUGUGAAGCUGCAGUUCUAUCAAGAACUGCUGCAGAACUUCGAUGCCAGUGCAUAAGUACCCACUCUAAACCCUUCAAUCCCAGAUUGAUCAGAGAAAUGAGAGUGAUUGAGAGUGGACCGCACUGUGAAAAAUCAGAGAUCGUUGUAAAGCUUGUCAAUGGACAAGAGGUCUGCCUGGACCCCACACUACAGUGGGUGCAGAUUAUUGUGCAGAUAUUUUUGAAGAGGUAAGUUGGCUUUCUUAAAUUUAGAUUCUUCAUUUAUCUUGAGACAUACAGUUUAAAAGUCAGCCUAUAAAUUUCCCGCUGCUGAAAAUCUUCUCUUUUAGAUAUCUGCCUCUUUGAUU